GCCCAACAAGACAACGACAAAAAUCCACCAACAGCAUACAAAUCAAUAUGGCUAACCUGAUCCAAAACACCCACCCACCCCACUCACACAUGAAAACAAAGACCACCACAGCCAACCACAAAUGAACAGCCACACCCUAGGCCAACCCCAACCUCUCUCACCACCAAAGGAAGACAAGCGAACAGCAAAGAACCUGCACAAGCAAUGCUGACACCAAACCCUACAUACAGUAAGUACAAUAGAAAGAUCGCCACCCGACUCCAUGCCCACCCAUCUCCCCCCUCCCCCUUUUCUUCCUAAUGUCUCAACAAAUGAAACUGGUUUGUAAAAAUGUUACAUGGGGGGAAAAAUACAAGAGAGAUACAUUGCAAACACUUUUGUAAAUCAAGAAAAUCUUUAACAAACCAACAGGUCUUCUGCGAAUAAAUUUUAGUUGAAUGACUCCUAUAAAUCUUACAGGAUUACUUCGCUUAACUGAGCCAGCCCAGCUGCAUUUGGGGACCUUCCUAUUCACUCUGGGAAGAGGGGAAAGCAGCAGCUGACCUGAGGCUCAAGCAAAAAUACCCCAGGGCUUUUGUUGCAGGUCCCAUUACUAAACAUAUUUUGCUGACCAGCUUCACCCUGACAACACCAGUCUAUUAGUCCAACCCUUACCUUGACAAAGAGCUCGAUCUCUGGUUCCUUCAGGGGGCUGCGGAGUCGACUUGCCAUCGUCUCUUCUUCUGCCCGCAAAACACUGCGGGUGAACGGUUAUUUCGCUCUGGUUGUCUCUCAACAAAUGUCCACAGGGAAGCAGGUGGGAGUUCUGACAGUACGGUGUUUUCCUCCAGGCAGCCGUGAAGAUGAGUCCCUCUCCAGGACUGUAUGUCACUUGGCUAUGAGUUCACCCCCGUCACUUUGCUUCCUUCCUCCAAACUAUUUAAGCCAGGAGCUUUGAGGUGUGCAGACUGACCCCAUGGGGUGGGGGGGAUUUCCACAGAGACCUACCAGGUUCCAGGCGUGAGUCAGCAAUGUUGGGCUAUCAGAGAGCAACACACCACCUUCUCCUCUGGUGUAUCAAGGAAGCCAGAUGUUGCCCUGACUCUCUGAGAAACAUCCCAGAAUAACUUCUGUUCUUUGAGUGGAACUCCACAGCUACCAGAGUUUCUAUUACAGGAAACAAGCUGGAGAUUUUCCUGUAGUGGUUUAAGAGGUCGCUAUUUAAUAUAUCACUCCUAGAUUUGGGGGGUUUUCUGGGGUGCAUGUGAUACCUUCUCUCAAGCACUUCCAGUAUACUAAGACACUCCCGUUUUGGGGGGCCCCAGGGGCACAUUUAGAAAUCUAAUAAACUGUCAUGGGUACCAUGAAAUACCCUUUCCACACACUGGCGAUGCUCAGACACACAAAGAACUGGAAAAAACAGCCCCUUGACAAAAUUUCCCCACAAUAUAUCACAUUGCAACACACACCUGCAACCCCACAGACUCCAAUGCAUACAAAUACAACCCCACAUACCAACACAAACCCCGGUAAAACACACCUAUUACUCCCUCACAUCCAGAACCUCAAUAACCCCAAAGCAUCUGCAACUUCCACAUCCCCUUCCUUCGACCCCACACAUUAUUGCUAGAGCAGGGUGUUCCAACGUGUGGCCCACAUGCGGCCCUCAAGGCCUUUUUUGGGUGGCCCUCAGCAACAUUUUAUGCUGCCCCUCACCCCGCGGCUGAGUGUCUGUGCAGGAUGGGAGGGAUGGGAAUGAAGAAAGGAAUAUUCUGGAAGAUCAGAUAACUGACUGGCAAGAACCCUGGCAUCAUUCCACACUGCAACAUUUUAUUGCAGAUCCCAUGACCAAACUCAAUAUGUUUACACAUUAUACUUUAUUUCAUUUAAUAAACAAAAUGAAAACAAAACUCUAAAACUAAACAAAAAACUAUCACUCAGCACAACUGAAUCUUUCCCCUUAUUUUGAAGGGAGGAAGUUUUCCUCUCUAAACAAUUUAACAAAGCCUAGAAACUGUAGAGAAACCAUGCUGCCUUUCUUCGGAGCAAGCCACGAGGCAAAACCGGCUGAUGUUUGUCCAGUAUGCUGUGUUCUGCCAUAAAUAGCCGCCUUUCACAGCUCUGUUUAAAGAGCUCCAUUGGUGCUCCUCUGUGUCUUGCCUUUUUGUCCUUGCUGACCUCAGUUUUCAAAACCAGCGUAUUCUGUAGGCAGUGGUGGAUGAGACAAUCUCUUUGGCUGUGGGGCAUUCAACCAAACUUAUUGAUGUGUUGCUGAGGGAUUAACCCAGCCUUCCCCAGCCCAAUGCCCUCCAGAUGUUUGGGAUUAUGGCUCCCACCAGCCUCACUCAACACAGAUUUUGGGGUUCAAGAACUCCACAGCCACUGCUUUUGUGGGGAGGGAGCAGCUGCCUGGUUUUCUGUUCACCUCACCUUGGCCUACAUUUUACCAAGAGAUUGUCCAGGCUGCUACUGAUCUCUUGGCAAAACUGCUGCUUUAAAGUACAAACCAAAAUCGAUAGGCAUCGUAACCCAGGUAUAUGAUGGCCAAUUUAAAAAUGAACCUGAGAGGAUAUAUAUAUCUGCAAGCUGAGUAAGUGACUGUCUAGGGCAUCAGACCACAAGGGGCAUCUAAAUCCAAAAAACAAGUUUUACAUAACUGGUUUAAAAAAGGAAGGAAACAGGGAAACCAGACUCUACAACGGGUAUCAUUAUUCAGAUGUGACAGAAAUAUACUUAUCAGCUGCACACCAUCGUAUUGUGUUUAUAAAUCUGUAAAGAAAUAACCAUAAUCAAAAUGUCACUAAGCCAGGUAGCUGCUCUUGGUUUGGUGUACAUUAAAGGUUUUAAUAUAUGCUAAAUACGAAAUCAUAAACGUACUUUCAUUUUGAAAGCAUCUCACGUGCAAAUACACUUAUUGCAAGACACGUUUUAGUUAGAUUUCUAGUUUUAAGAUGCAUUCUCACCUAUCUUCCAGGAGAUAUGCAGAUAUAAAUGUUUACUGCAGUGUUUUUAUUUUCACUGUCCUUUUUGUUGGAACAAUACAUGUUCUUUUGGGGCCUCUUAAACUUAAGGCAAAAAUGCCCUCCAGAUGUUGUUGGGACUAUCAGCUAUGGACCGAGUUGGCAGGGGCUGAUGUAGAGGGCCCCACAUUGACUACCCCUGGCUUAGGGCCUCAAUGUUCCUGAUUGGACUUACUGGACCUCUUUUGGUUAACUAGGAAACACACCCGCACUGCCGGCAGCGCUAAGAACCAGCUCAUUGUGAAUGGACAAUAGGAGCAUUUGAGUUCCAGCAGCAGAAACAGAUGAGAGAGACCACGAAGUCUGGAGCACAGGGGCAGGCAACAGCAGGAAAACCAGGACCGUGUGUAUGAUGCGAUGCCCGGAUCUUGGCUGAUGAGUUGGCUUCGGAUGUUUGGGGUUGUACUGGGCUUCUUAUGUUUUUCAACUUUGCUGAAGGCAGCUCCCGAGUUUUCAGGUGAGUCUGUGAGAUGAGCUAAAACUGAGAGGAGGGAGGCUCUUCUCCAGCAUCUGUCCUGCUGCAAUUGCUGUCUCCUAACAGGUGGUGACUAUAGAAGGAAGGCAGCUUCCACUAACCUUACACCCAAGAUCUUAGAAAUCUCUGUUCCAUGCAGAGAGGCGGAGGUGGGAAGAAAGGAAGGGGGACAGUGGAAAGGCUGACUCAAAGAGCCUUUUUCUUAGACCAGGGGUGGCCAACUCGCAAGAGAUUGCAAUCUACUCACAGAGUUAAAAACUGGCAGUGAUCUACCCCCUUUUUGGGGAUUCAGGUCAAAGUUGUUGAGCUUUAUUUAGGGAGGAGGAAAGUCCCAUUUUGGGGGGGUUCAGGGCAACUAUGUUGAACUUUUUUUGGGGAACCAAAGUUGUUGAGCUUCUUUUGGGUGAGCCAGUGAUCUACCACAAAUGUCCAGUGAUCUACCAGUGGAUUACAGUCUACCUAUUGGACAUGCCUGUCUUAGACUAUUGAUUGAUGACUCCUUGAAUCACAGAGCUGCAAGGGACUUCAUGGGUCAUCCAGCCCAGACCCCUGUUGCAGGAAAUUACAGAUUCCUUGAUAGGAGAGCCCACCACCUUCUGAGAUAUUUUGCUCUACCAUCAGGAAGUUUUUCUUCCAGAGUUUAAAAAGAAAACUGGGUGACAUUUUGCUGGUCCUCAUUUGAAGAGCAGCCUUGGAGUAUUAUUGACAUGAAUCUAGGAGGGCAAUUCUUCAGCUCAUUUCUGAAUUUUUCAAAUGCCUUUGAAAGCACUGUGUUGAUAUGUACAUCUUCCUAAUUUUAAUGCAUUCUUCCCUCAUCCCUAUGCACCCCAUAAUGGAAAUUAUUGUCACAUUUGGGGUUUCUAAGUGAAUCUAGAACUUAAAUUACUUCCAGGACUACACUCUAGGGUUGCCUUAAAGGAAAGAACUCCAUGCAAAAAGCAAAAUUACUAAGUACAACAAAGAGUUUAAGGUGCAUUAUUUUUGCUGCAACAGACCAACGCAGCUGCCUUUCUGGAAAUAGCUAAGAUAAUAAUAAUAAUAAUAAUAAUAAUAAUAAUAAUAAUAAUAAUAAUUUAUUAUUUGUACCCCGCUCUGGGCGGCUUCCACAAAGACCAAAAGUACACUAAGAUGUCACAUAUUUAAAACUUCCCUGAACAGGGCUGCCUUAAUAUGUCUUCUGAAUGUCAGGUAGUUGUUUAUCUCUUUGACAUCUGAUGGGAGGGCGUUCCACAGGGCGGGCGCCACUACCGAGAAGGCCCUCUGUCUGGUUCCCUGUAGCUUUGCUUCUCGCAAUGAGGGAACCGCCAGAAGGCCCUCGGCGCUGGAUCUCAGCGUCUGGGCAGAACGAUAGGGGUGGAGACGCUCCUUCAGGUAUACUGGGCCGAGGCUUUAAAGGUCAAUACCAACACUUUGAAUUGUGCUCAGAAACGUACUGGGAGCCAAUGUAGGUCUUUCAAGACCGGUGUUAUGUGGUCUCGGCGGCCGCUCCCAGUCACCGGUCUAGCUGCUGCAUUCUGGAUUAGUUGUAGUUUCCAGGUCACCUUCAAAGGUAGCCCCACAUAGAGUGCAUUGCAGUAAUCCAAGCAAGAGAUAACUAGAGCAUGCACCACUCUGGCGAGACAGUCCGCAGGCAGGUAGGGUCUCAGCCUACGUACCAGGUGGAGCUGGUAGACAGCUGCCCUGGAUACAGAUGACUGCCAGUGUGAUCAUAGUCACAUCCCCAUAGACACACCUCUUCUAAGACUGUACAAAAUUAAAAUCAACUCAAUGCAGACAUGUAUGGCUGCAAGGGUCCCUUCCAACCGUACAAUUCUAUGAUUCUAAUAGCAAGCCAGCUAUUAUCUCACCCCUCCCAUUUUGCUUAACAUCCAAUCUGAUGAAAUUUCUGUUGGAUUCAAGCUCUUCCUUGCAAUUCUUGGGCAUUUUGGGUGGUCAUGAUGAAAGGAUCUUGCCAUUUUUCAAACUAAAAAUGCAUGCUAUUGCAACCCACCUCUUUGUCUGCCCCACUCAAUUAGUAGGUUUUUCUUGCUUAUUUGGCAUGCAGAGGGUAGGCAAAUAGCACUCAUGUGAAAUCAUAGUCUCUGUAUAUGUGGUGACACUUUGCCUAUUUUAGUGCUUUCUCUACAGCACCACUUACCCACAAUGUUAAAACAAAACUACAUUGCCCCCCUCAAACCCAGCUAAAACAUCUAACACGAAAUUCCACACUCAUUUUCCAGUUAUGGAUGAUGCUGGAUUUAGUGGUUUCAAAUCAAGCUGCAACAGCAGGUACAGUGUUUCUUGUGGUUCCUUUCAAUAAAGCUGUUGUUCCAUUAUAGGGCCAGAACAGACUGCAGAGUGACUGAAUCCAGCAUGGUUACACUGACGUUCUUGAACAUUUUAAGUUGGGAUGGCCAAUGUGGUGCACUCCUGGUGCUGCUGGACUCCAACUCCCAUCAGCCUCAGCCAGCAUGGCCAAUGGUGAGGGAUGAUAGGAGUUGUAGUCCAGUGCCAUCUGGAGGGUAUCACAUUGGCAAGAUGUUAUGGACACAAUAAUAGUGCAUUAGGUAAAGGUAAAGGGACCCCUGACCAUUAGGUCCAGUCGUGACCGACUCUGGGUUGCGGCGCUCAUCUCGCUUUAUUGGCCGAGGGAGCCGGCGUACAGCUUCCAGGUCAUGGGGCCAGCAUGACUAAGCCGCUUCUGGCGAACCAGAGCAGCGCAUGGAAACGCCAUUUACCUUCCCACCGGAGCAGUACCUAUUUAUCUACUUGCACUUUGACAUGCUAGGUUGGCAGGAGCAGGGACCGAGCAACGGGAGCUCACUCCGUUGUGGGGAUUUGAACCACCAACCUUCUGAUCAGCAAGUCCUAGGCUCUGUGGUUUAACCCACAGCGCCACCCACGUCCCCAAUAGUGCAUUAGUAGUGAGCUUAUCCUGCUUUAGUUUCUUCUGUGAUGCUUCCCCAAUGCUACCAUAUCAUUGCUGUCUAGAAGGACUAUAGCACAGCAAAAGUGGGACCAAUAUAAACCAGAACAUUUGUGGUAUAAAAAGUUGUGCGAUUUCAGCAGGCAGUUGCAGCAUAUACACUGAUUGGAAAUGAAUCUGUGUAACCACCCCAAAACUUUUGCAGGUGUAGAGAAUGCACACCUGGGGCCCCCUGUAAGUAAUGUUCCUACAUCAUGAGCGUCUCAAGAACCAACCUGAACUCAUCACAUUGCUUGAUGGUGGCACCAAGAGAUAGAGGAGUGUAAAGAUUGGUGGACACUCAAGUUUUAAAAAAUUAGCUUUGCUAAGCCAGUUCUGGCCCAGAAGUGGAUGGUUUCACUUAUUUCUAUAUUUACAAAUGAUAGGAGAUCAGCAGACUUAUAUUUAGCAUUAUUUUCUUUCCAGAGACACCCAAACCCAUUUGCUUUGUUUUUCCAUCAGGUUACUUACAGAAGAUUUUGAAAAACCAUACUGCCCACGCCUGUGAUAGGGAGCAGAUGACAAUAAUUUGCCCCCACAAGACUUCCAUUAGUGUCCUUUCUGCAUUCUAUGGACGCCGAGUGCCCAGUCGAAACCUAUGCCCAACCACAGAAGACGUCUCCUUGGAAAGCACCAAUUGUGUGUCUGCCACAGCCCACCAGGUAAGAGGCCCUAACAUUUACACAGAACAGCACAAAAAAUGUGUUGAUAGAAUUAAUAACAGAGAACUGGGGCACUGCUUGCCUGAGCAGAAAUUAACAUGCUAUUUUUAAAAAUUGGAAUGUGCAAGUUUUUUUUUGUUUUAAUCAAGUGGCUGCAGUUCAGUGGUAGAAUAUCUGCUUUGCAGGUAGAAAAUUCAACCCCCAGCUUCUCUAUGUAGGGCUGGGAAUGUUCCCCAUCUGAAAUCAGAAUAGACCUGGCCAGAAGGGCUCAAGAUGACCCAAUGAGCUUCAGUUAGAGUGUUGAACUAAAAUCUGGGUUCAAAUCCCCACUCAUCCACGAAGCUUACUGGGUGACCUUGGUCCAGUCACUGUUUCUUAUUCUAGCCUAAUCUUCAUAGGGUUGUUGUGAAGACAAAAUGGGGAAGGGGGUGAACUCUAUGGUCCUUGGAAGAAUGGUAGGACACAAUUUUUAUAAAAAAUGCUCACAAAAGUUAGGACACCUAUCCACUAAAAUACAAAUGAAUAUCUGUGGGGACUUUUUUUUGAAAUAAAUAAUAAUUGCAAACUGAUAUGGAAAUGCAGUGAAAUGAACUUGCAGUUGGAAAAAUAAGAAAUCAAAGAAAUCAAAACUGAUGGACUCAUCCACUUACUUCAUAAUAUACUGGCUGCUUAGAGUACAAAACCCAUCCAAGAUGAACUAACAAAGUUUGCUCAGUAAGCAAGCCAGCCAGCUAUGUUUAUCCAAGAUUAAAGUCAAGGCAUUUCCUCAUUUGCACAAUUCAUUUGGCAAAGAGCGGGUCUGAUGGGAAGGGUGGGGAGGAGGCCUGAGAAGCAAGCUUGUGCUCUAGUAAUUCAGAACCUUGCAUCAGGAUCUGACUCACUGCUGUCACCAGGAAACUCCUUCUUUGCAUAGCUCACUAUGUCUCCUUAGCAUUGCAUACACACAACAUGUGUGAUCUUCACUCAUGUGAUAAUCAGCAUGGAGGUAGCACUGUAUUCUCCUUUCCCAUGCAGAAGGGGUUUCUAGGUAGGGAUUUUCCUUGCUUUCAUGAAAUGGCCGCAAGUAGCAGCUGUAAUGUGGUUGCUACAGGAGUAGCUGGUGUCAACAAGAAUAUGCCAUAAAUGCAGAGGAUGGAACGAAGCAUUUCAGUGUGCUGGGCAAGAGGAUAAGGCUACCAAUGGCUACUAGUCAUGGAAGUUGGCUGAUGAGGACAAAUGAGGUACAUGGUCUAGCACAGAGGUCUGACUCAAUUAGCCUUCACACAUGCUAAUUAAAUGAUUAAAUGCCCAACCAACCUCAGCCAGCCUUACCUGCCAUCUCACUUACAAGCAGUCAUGGGGAUGCCUCUGCCUGUCCUUGACUCUAGCUCUGCCUACUGCUGGUCUCCCUGCCCCACCAGUUCCAAUGGUCAAUAGCCACCAAUGUAGCCACUCCUACCUCCAUGGUCAGAAGCAGAAUGCCUUUACAUGCCUGUUGCUGGGAAUCACAAGCAAGGAGGGAGCUGUCGUAUUCACAUCCUGCUUGUGAGCUUCCCAUAGGUUUCUGGCUGGCAUCUGCGAGAUCAGAAUGUGGACUCAAUGGGCCACUGGUUAGACCCAGCAGAGCUGUUCUUAUGUUCUUCAGAUUCACUAAAAGAGAUUCCUAGGGAGAGGUUUAUGGGUAGGCUCACAGUAAUGGUCCUAAAGAGAAGAGGACUCUCUGAAUAUAUAAUCUGCAAUAUUGGAUAAGUCAACUGUUUUUGCUGCCUGUCUGUACCUUGGGAAACAAGCUCUUUGCAGUGGUGCAGUUAGUUAAUUUUAGGCUCUGGGUUUAAUGGGCUUACAAGGAAGGGAACACUCCAUAAUGAUAAUGUGCAUUCCUUCACGUACUUCAAAAUGUUCUAAGCCAGACCUCCCUCUGAUGGGGCCCCUGGAUUUCUGCCCCCAAAUUCUGCCCUGACAGCACCACUGGCUGUUUGGACUGCUGGGUCGUCAUGAGUUGAACAGGCUUUGAUCUAGUCAGGAGAGAUAACAUGAGCAGCUGCAGGGCCUUCUAAAAGCACAUCACUCCAUCUAGUGCUUGGCUGAAGACUAGCAAUUGGCAGCUGUGGUUUCGUCAGUAAACAUUAGAAUUUAAGUAGAGUUUGUGUGUUAGAACCUGGGGAAAUAGCUAGACUUGUGUGUAUUUAAGAGACAUCCAUGUGUGUAUUUUAGUUGUGAUAGUCCCUGUUAAUCAUUUAAUUAGCAUGUGUGAAGGCUAAUUGAGUCAGACCUCUGUGCUAGACCAUGUACCAGACAUCACUAAUUCUGUGAUGUCAGCAUGGAUUCAGAGGUAAUAGAGUUCAACCCAAUUUCUUUGGAGGUAAUGACCCAUUAGCACAACAAAGCAUCAAAGAACUAGGUGGGAGAAAGCAGGUGAGUGGGGCCUCUUUCUGGGUACUAGGGCUUAGGUUAGCUAGGUUAGAACAGGUGGGAUGUGACCAUUCUUGGGGGAAAGGCAAGCAGCAGGGCAGGGAUGCAGCUGCCUUUGGAAGAAGCUGGCACUGCUUGGGUUGAGAUGCUCAGAACUAGGGCUGCCAUAUGUCCAGGGUUUCCCAGACAUAUCCGGGAUUUUGACCUUGAAAACCGCAUCUGGGAGGAAUUUGCAGUUCACGGCAAAUUAUCUGGGAAAACUCAUGUGUAUGGCAAUGACACCUUUUUUGAAAAAUAAAGCUCUAAAAGUGGUGAAAAUAAGGCAAAUUUCCCCAAAGCACUCAGCAUGUAUGUUGGGCAGCGGUGGCUGAGGCAAGAGACAGGCUUCGCUGGACUGAGGGAGAGAGAAGGCGUGUGGGGCCUCAGCUCAACUUUUGCACUUGCCUUUUAGAGGCAGCGGCUGGGGCAGGAGGCUCCCAAGUAGGAUGCUGAGGCAGAACCCAGGGAAGGCAGCGCCUGCUCUGCACUGGGCCAUGCCAUUGAGCAAAUCGAACUGAGGAAGGCAGGGAGUGGGCUGGGGGCAGGGUGGGGGGUUUGAGGGGGAGAGAAAAGAAGGAAAGUAGCCGCUCUCGGCAACAGCUGUUGUUGUUCUGGUUGUCAGGUCGAUGGGGGCUCCAGGAGGCAAGCCAGUAUGUAGCCGGGGAAGGGGAUUUUCAAGCUAUGUUAUGAUGUGCCCCCUCCACAAAAGUCUCAAAAGCUCAACAACUUUGGUGUCCGGAUUUUCACUUUUUAAAAUAUGGCAACCCUCUCAGAACCCCCUCCACAGUAGACUCAGGUUGUAAAUAUGUGUAAAUAACCCGUAUUUCAGAAAGAUAGCACAGUCUCCCAUGUGCCUCGUUGUCCAAAGGGAAACACAGACCCCCUUGGUAAAGCACCAGGAACCCCUGGAAUAUCACACUGCUCAUGGAGAUUGGAAUGGAGUGCAAUAUGUUAGAAUCUCCCAUGUGGGUGCGCUGAAGGUCAGUGGGACGUAGGAGAGGAUGUUUCUACCCACACAUGUUGUAGUCAUCCUUUGCUAACCUUCAGCUGCUUUUGGGCUAUGGCCAAAACUAUGAGGCAGUUGCCUUGGGCAGCAGAACCCCAAGGGGCAGGUGCUCAGCCCAUCCCAUCCUCUCUACUAUUGGCGGCUUCUGGCGAGAUCUCAUAGAUGCCAUGAAAUCACAUGAGAUCUCGUCAAAAUCUCGUGUGAUUUUGAGAGCUCACCAGAAUCCAGUGAUGACAUCACCACUUGGCAGGCGCCACUGCACAACCCCAGUGAGAAUGACUUCAGGCAGGAGGCUUCCUUGGCAGGGUGGCACAUUCCUUUUUGCCUCAGGCGGCAAAAUGGGACCGGGUGUCCCUAGUAUUGACUUUUAUGGGGAGUUGCACUGGAAUUUGAUGGGAGUUGUAGGGAGCUGUAUUCCAAAAUAUCUGGAGGCUACUAGGUCAGCAAAGUUUUUUCUAGGCAUAAGCGAUCACCUUUCUAACAAAGAACUUAACCCUGGUACAACUUUAAAGCCUCUCCUUCUCCUACAGAAAAUGAUGGAUGAGUGUCAGGACCAGCGAUGGUGUCAUUUCUCUGUCCACAGCCAUGUGUUCGGCCCUGAUCCAUGCCCAGGUACGCACAAGUACUUGGUGGUCUCCUACAAAUGCAGACCAGGUGAGUGAGUUCAACAAGGCAUUAACUAGGCCAGGGUUCAUUGGUGUUAGCAGUUUAUGAUUCUGAUGUUCCUUUUGAAGUCACAUUUGCUUUUCUUAUUUAAGCAGUCCACAGUCAAGCAAUGUGUACAAAAAUGAACAUAUGUGAUAAAAGCAAGAAUAAACUAAAAAAUAACGCAUCUAUGUGUGCAUAAAACUGCUUCUAUUGGUGAAAAUAACAUGCAAAAAUGCAUUAUAAUAGGGGAAAUUGCACACAAUCAUGUAUAUAUUAGGAGACCAAAAUACUGGUGAAUCACAAAUGGAUGUGGACAGUGCUUUUUUUCCUGGGGGUACGCAGGGGUACGCAUACCCCUAAACAUUUUGUGAAUCUUUGUACUUUUGUCCAUUUACUAUAUUUAUUUUCCCCGAUUUGAACUAUAAAAUAGUGAUUUUCUUGAGUCAAAAUGAGAGUACCCCUAAACAUUUUUUUAGGGAAAAAAGCACUUGAUGUGGAAAUGUGGAGAACGGGUGAGUGGAAAAAAUGAAAAAUUUCGGAGAAACUGAAAUUGACAGAUUUGUCCAUCCCUGUGUCCCAGCAAACCAUCGCCUCAAGACUGUGUGUGAAAAUGAAAAACUGAGACUGCAGUGCCGGAACAAGUCCAUCCUAGCUAUUUACUCUGCCAUCUAUGGGAGGCCUUUGCGGGGAAAGCCAGAAUGCGAAUCGGUGAACAGGACGGGACCUGACAUAGGUAUGAAGGGAAAUGGAGGUCGCCUGGAGUUUCCCAGGACAAAGCUAAGAGCUUCUGGAGCUUCAACGGUCACCAAAGGAUUAAGAGUAGAUCAAUUUUUUAUUUUACCAGAUUCCAUUUCUGAAAUGCUCCUCUCAAAAUAUCUCAAAGCUAUUUCAAAGUACCUUAAGGACUAUCUCAUUUCUUAUGCUCCAACCCCAAUCACUGAUAUUGUCUGGCGGGGCACUUCCUGUGGCUCCCUAUGGCUUUGAAGUUUGGUUGGCCUUCACAGGGGACUGAGCCUUUAGCAUGGCAACCUCUGUCCUGUAGAACUUCCUGCCACUAGAUGUUUAGCCAGAACCAUCUCUCCCUUCUUCUGAAAACUAUCGUCCCUAAAAAUAGGACUUUGCAAUAUGAAUUUCCUUUUUCUUUUUAGUCAUUCAAUAUUUCUUGAUUUGUUUUUGCUGUUUUUAAAAAGUUUUUGCAAAUUUUAUUCUUGCACAUUGUAUAUGCCUUGAUAUAGAUAUUUAUGAAAGCGAGGGUUAUAACUAUGAAAACAAACAAACACCAGUAAUUAAAACAAUUAGGAACAAUUCCUUACUGAAGACCAUAAAAAACAAUCCCAUACAUACAAACAAUUAAAAGCAAUUUCAUAUGUAGUAACAUUUACUGAUCCAUCACAGAUACAUAAUGGGAUAAAGAUCUCCACUUGGAAGCUUGUUGGAGAAAGGCAGGUCUUCCAUAGAGAUCCCAGAUAGUGGCUGUUGAACAUGUGAGAGCUCCAAUUUUAGGCAAUGCCCCCUUUCCUCCUAGCACCCAGUCUCUCACUCGCCUGCUGAGUUUUUCAUGCUGUUUGCAUCACUCAAAGACAAAUCUGGUCUUGAACAAGUGCAUCAGACUUGUUACUGAAUAUCAGCCACAAUAAAUCUGUGACAUGUCUGGCUGGUCUCCCCACUUUGCCCAGGAACUGCUUCAGUCAUGCCACACCACCUGCCCUGCAUCUGAUGUCUCAUACAAUAGGUGAAGAUGCUGCUCCCUGCCAAAUGUUGGGUUUGUAGACACUGCACAUCAGUAGGCAGGUGGCACCUGCAGUGCCCUGUGCCGUUGCCUGCAUGGGUUGAUUUCAAAUCACACAGGCAAAUCAAGAUGCCCCACUUGAAGCCAUUGUGAUGCAAUGUGAUUGACAGAAGGGCAGCCCUAUCCACCAGUCAAAAAGACCCACAGUGAUUGGGGCACCUAACCAUUGUUUUGCCAUCUAGAAAGAGUUCCCCACCUUGGCCAAAGGUGAAUAAUGUAUAAUAACUGUCUGAGAACCUGGCACUAGGGGUUGGUUUCCAUCUGAGCUGAAUGCCAACUACUGGAGCACCUUAGCCCUGCUUCUUCUCCUUGCUGUUUCUCUCUGUUCACCUUUCUGGGUAGAAGAAAAAUUAUGGGAGCAAGGAGUAGCAAAUUUCUCUUAUUUCUCUCUCCUCCCCGUGACAGUUGUAUCAUACCCUCCAACAUUUUCAUCUCCAGAAUGGGAACACCUGAAGGGGCAUGACUUCUGGUCUGGUGGUCUGGCAAUCAUCGCUUGGGUCAUCCCAAAGUGCUGGACUGAACCUGCUGACUUGCACCAGAGUGAGUGCCAGGCCACAAAAUGGGACAUUCCAGGAUACAAACAGAAGCUGGGAUUGACUUCUGUGGUUCCCGCUUAAAACAAGGUGCUUGGAGGUAGAUAUGCUGUAGACUUCAGGCCGAAGAGGUCAGUGAAUAGGCAGCAGCAACAGAAGUGAGGAGAAGGGCACCACCGCCCAAGAUCCUUGCAAAACCUGAAGCCAGCAGUAAUAGAGCCUAAGUGAUGAGAGAUAACCUUCACACUGAUGGAGGCCAUUUAAAUUUACACAGUGGAAGAGAACUUUCAGAAUGCCACUGUUUGUCACAAUGAAAUUUCAGAAGUGUGAUAUCAGGUGAUUGUCAGGCCUGUAGUGGGUGGGGGGGUUGGGGAAGGCAGGAUUUAACCUACUUGCCUUAUGCUGUUUCCCACCCCUAAGUUUGUGGUUGAACUGAAGCCAGGUGUAGCACUUCUGCAACGUUCUUUGGGACCGAAUGUGCUGUGUCCAUGCUUUAGAGUGUCUGGCUCCUGAUGCCUUGAGGAGAGUUUCCCGGAGGUGUCACAAGAAGGAGAACUGCACCAUUGUUGCUGAUAAAGCCACUUUCGGAGACCCCUGCUUCCCUGGAGUGAAGAAACAGCUGAGAGUCUCCUAUACUUGUGGUAAGCUACGUAAAAAAACCUGUAUCAAAUUGUGCUGGAUUGGAAAACUGGCACUGUAGAAAGCAGAGGGACAGGAGAAUGCUUAAACUGCUUGACAGCUGAAGGUUCAGAUAUGGAUGGCACUCCUACCUAUUAGAAUUGCCGCUGCCACAAAAAGUCCCUGUGGCCAAAGGCCCUUCUAGGCCAGCAUCUUGUUCCUCAUAGUGGCCAACCCAGAUACCUCGAGGAAGCUCACAAGCAGGACACAAGGACAAUAGACCUCUUCCACCAUUGUCUUCCAGUGACUGGAAUUCAGAAAUCCUCUGAUGCUGUAGGUAGUAAACAGCCAUCAUUACUGGCAUAAGAACUCAAGACCAGCCCUGCUGGCUCAGCUCAGUGGUCCAUCUAUUCCAGCAUCUUAUUUUCAUAGUUGCCACACAGAUGCAUAUGGAAAGCCUGCAACAGCAAUCUCUCCUCCUGUGGUUUCCAGCAACUGGCAUUCAGGAGCCUCUUGGGCUUGUUGAUCAGAAGGUCAGUGGUUCGAAUCCCCAUGACGGGGUGAGCCCCCAUUGCUCUAUCCCAGCUCUUACUAACCUAGCAGUUCGAAAGCACGCCAGUGCAAGUAGAAAAAUAGGUACCACUGCGGCGGCGGGGGGGAAGGUAAACAGCAUUUCUGUGUGCUGUGGUUUCCGUCACAGUGUUCCAGUGUGCCAGAAGCAGUUUAGUCAUGCUGGCCACAUGAUAUGGAAAGCUGUCUGUGGACAAAUGCUGGCUCUCUCGGCCUGAAAGUGAGAUGAGCACCGCAAUGCCAUAGUCACCUUUGACUGGACUUACCGUAACUGUCCAGGGGUCCUUUACCUUACCUUUUUACCUUUUAUUGAAGUAAAUACAUGUUCUCUCAUGUGCUUCUUGUACUUUACUGUUUCUCUCUCUGACAAGCAGUGACAUUAAAUAAUUCUAGAUGGAAGCAUUUAUUUUAUUCAUAUGUCUCUAUUUACCAGUACUAUUCCAACUGUCUCUUGUCUACCCAAACCCCCAAAUCUUUAUAGUUCCUUUUCAUUAAGAUAAAACUUUUAAGUUUAAUCUUGCUGUUGCUUGCAUAUUUGAAUCUAAGUGUUGCUUGCUUGUUCUUAUUAGACUUGGUGCUGUCCUUCUUAGAAUAGUUUUGAUCUGAUGAGUUUAAGUUCAGUGUGUCAUAGUCUGCUUUAUUUAGUCUGUCUUGACUGCAGCCAUGUUAUGUUUAUGUUAUUUAUCAAGCCAUAGUCUGCCUUGUUAAAUUCUUAAGGUGCUAUUCAUUUAAAUUUUAUUCAGAGCAGACCCACUGAAAUUAAUGAACAUGAGUAAGUUAGGUUAAUUAAUUUUAAUGGGUUUAUUAUUGAUAAAGGGUUGAAUACCACCCCUUGUGCCUUGUGUAUAUAUGGCUGUUUCACAAACACACUGCUAGUGUGCUACUUCAUGCGCAAGCAUUCACUGUUGCACUCAGCAGCAACUAUAAAAUGGGCACCAGUCCUAUGAAAGUUGGCAGCAAAACCUCCACCAUGACACCCCCCCCCAUCACAAACAAUGAUUCCUCUUCCCCUUUUUAGUGCCAAGGCAGCUGCUGGAAGAGGUGGGCCGCAACUCCCAAGAAGACCCUUUCUUAAUCUCAGACUACACCCAUGGUUAGUAUCCCGCUUUUACCUUAAUCACAAGUAAAGCUCUGCUUUAGAAUCUGCUGGUAGAAUCUUCUACCACCACAAUCCAUCUAAGGCAGGCAGGCAGGCAAUCCCUUCUGAAGAUAGUGGUCUCAGGUGGUGAAUGCUGAGAGGACUGUAUCCUAACUGGGGCCACAAAGAAAGAAGAGUGUGCUAUCAGCAUGAUAAGAAGAAUCGUGAGAUUAGCAACUUUUUUUUUAAAAGCGUUUAUUAAUUUUCCAACAAAAACAUCCAAUUAACAUAUCAAAUCAAAUCCAAUAAAAAUAAAAAACUAAAAUAAAAAAGGUCCAAUUGUCUUCCAAAUUGUAAUAAUUUUGUUUUGACUUCCCAUGGUCUGAAUUUCGAAGCGCAUUCAACAUCAUAGUCCUGCCUCUCAUCAACCUCAAUGUUAUUCCUAAUUCCAUGUCCGAUUUUUCCCUUCCACAUUUUGACUCUGGUUCUACGAUCCUCACUCAUGUCAGAAAACCGAUACUUUUUUUUUCUAUGGAGUGCAGAUUUGUCCGUAUAUUGUAGUCCUUGAGCUGUUUUUUCAUUGCACCGCUUCAUUUAAUUGCAUCCAAUUUCAGAGUUCUGUCCAGCUCUUUGAAAGCUGUUAUUUUGGCAGCUCCCAGAUCGUUAAUCUUUCCCAUCCAGGUGUUAUCAAAGAAACAGAGAGAAAUUUCCUUCUGUACCCUCCUUGUUGAUUUAUCUUAAACAGACUCUUUGCAAUGUAGCCAUAUAUCAGACAGUUAGUAAUUGGCCUUUGGAAUCUUCCCAGUCCCCCCUCCGGGCCCUAGAGGGGGGCUGCCAGACAUCCAUUUAGCCCUCUCUUUCGCUCGUAAUCAAAAAAACAUCUUUUUGCAAACAGUUGUAUAUGUAAUAUUGUUUCCAGUCUUUAUAACCAACCAUCCAUUAGCUCCUGUUUCUCUUAAUCAGGGAAGUAUUUCAGAUAUCCAAUAACGACGUGGUGGGAGACGCCAUUUUGUCCUUUGUCCUUUGUUUUCGUCUUUAACAGACAUUUCCGGUCUUAGAAGAGAAGUGGCUGCGAGUAGAUCCCAAUUAUAUAUGAAAGUCCAUCUGAACUCACCUUUUGAAGAGCAAUUUAAGUUCUUAAUGAGACUUGGCAUGCAUUACGGAUUGUUGAUGUUAAGGAUAAAAGAAUUUUUUUUUACAUACCAAGCCCCUCCACAUUCCAAACGUUAUGAUGAGGAUCUCUUUGAAGUUCGAUCUUUUGCACCAGAGACUGUACAUACUACAGUGGUGCCUCGCAAGACGAAAAGAAUCUGUUCCGCGAGUCUCUUCGUCUUGCGGUUUUUUCGUCUUGCAAAGCAAGCCCAUUAGCGGUUUAGCGGAUUAGCGCUAUUAGCGGCUUAGCGGAUCAGCUGAUAAGCGGCUUAGUGGCUUAACGGAUCAGCUGUUAAGUGGCUUAGCGGAUCAGCUGAUAAGGGGCUUAGUGGCUUAAUGGAUCAGCUGUUAAGCGGCUUAGCGGAUCAGCUGAUAAGCGGCUUAGCGAUCAGCUGUUAAGUGGCUUAACGGAUCAGCUGAUAAGCGGCUUAGCGGCUUGGGAAAAAGGGGGGGGGAGGAAAAAACCCCCGCAGGAACUCGCAAGACAUUUUCGUCUUGUGAAGCAAGCCCAUAGGAAAUUCGUUUUGCGAAGCACCUCCAAAACGGAAAACCCUUUCGUCUAGCGGGUUUUCCGUCUUGCGAGGCAUUCGUCUUGCGGGGCACCACUGUACAGGUUUUUUUCCAGCUUCUUCAAUUCAGAGCGUGUCUGUUUGUUUUCCAAAUCUUUAUAUUUUCCCAAACAGAUGCGUCCGGCUAUGGGGUGGCGUCGCAGGAGUGUUAGCCAUCCCUAGCUCCGUGACCCAGUGCCCCUGCUGUCUGCCACAUCGGCAAUCUGGGGCAGACCGCGGGUCGUUGAGACAGUCCUCCCCUGCCCUGGGGAGGCUGCCAGGGCUAAUUACCCCCAUAUCAGCCCUGAAUUAUUGGAACAGCUGAAGUCCGAUUGUGUGGGAUCAGCCAUUUUCCACCGCCGGAAACAGGAAGUCCGAGAUUUGCAACUUUUAAACCCCCCCCCCCAAAAAAACUUUUCACUAAACAACCGAGUGGGUAUUCCAAAAUGUAGCCAUGAAUUAGGUGGAAAAAAUAAAAAUGGAAGGUGAGUGGUGGUUAAGUGUUCUGUUUGGAGGGAGUGAUUGGUUGCAACCCUCAAUAAAGCAUUUUGUGCAGGUCCCAAUGGCUAAUUAGAUUCCCUAUUGAACAAACUAAGGCCCUUCUGAGCCUGUUUUGUGUGCAGAACAGAAAGCAUGAGGGACAAAGCAUGUUCCUUUCCUUUCCAUUAGCUAAUUGCCUUGGUCUAAUAGCACCCAGAACAUCCUUAUUGGCUUCUCCCCCUAGUAUUCACUGUAUUAAAAGGACACAAGUUUCCCAGGGGUCUUAUCUGAACCUUGUUGAGCUGCAUCUCCUUAAUUACUGUAUUGGCCUAAAUAUAAGCUGCACCUGAAUAUAAGCUGCACCUUUAAAAUUGGAGGGGGGCAGGGAGAAAAAAACAACCCCAAAUAUAAGCCACGGCGGACUGGCUGCACGCCUUUGCCCCGUGCUCCUGGUCUACUCUGCUUUGCCAGUGGCCCCCCUUCCCCUCUUCGAUCCAAUGGCUCAGGGUAGGCUUUGGAGUGGCGGGUAGCAGCGCUCCUGGGCUGCUUGCUGGGGGGGGGGAGCCAUGCCCCUUUGCCGGCAGUGUAAGGUCCUGAAUAUAAGCCACACUUUAACUUUUCACAAUUGGAAUUUGGGGGGGAAAGUGAGGCAUAUCUCUAACCCCACUUGGAAGUUUAUCUGGUUGUUAUACAGUGGACCCUUGGGUUACGUUACCUUCGGGUAACAUAACUUUCGGGUUGGGAACGUGGCAAACCCGGAAUUGUAUAAUUCUGGGUUUCACCAUGUGUGCCUGCACAGAAGCGCUUUGCGCACCGCAUGUGUGCGCAGAAGCGGUGCCUCAUGUUAUGGACUUUUCAGGGUAUGUUACAGACCCCUGGAAAAAAUUAAGUUCGUAUCCGGAGUGUCUACUGUAUUUCUUUAAAUAUUCGCUAAAGUAUUCCCACUCCUCUUUUAUAUCCAACUCAUCCUGAUUUCUUAUCUUUGCAGUCAACAUUGCUAACUCCGCAUAUUCUAUUAGCUUAUUCUGCCAGUUUACUUUUGUGGGACUAUUUUCACCUUUGGGCAUAAAAAUCCUUUCACCUUUGGGCAUAACUUAUUCUUGGCGUUGCUGUUGCUCAGAGGAAGAGACUAAGUACUUUCUUGUGUAUUUCACUCUCUACUAUACUCAGUAAGAACAUCUCCAGGGUUUUUUUUUGAGAAAUGAGAACCUUACGAUCUUUUUUUUUAGUUCUGAGUAUAUCAUCUCCCAAUACUCUUUGGCUUUCUUACAGCCCUACCACAUACGUUCCAUCAAUCUCUUCACAUUUCCAGCAUAAAUGUUCAUUUUGCCCAAUUCCAUGCCCACCACUCUUCUCAGUUGUUAUCAGUUCUGCCUUGAAUGGGGGUUCCAUUUUCCAUCUUUGUUCUCCUGCGACUUUCCCUCACUGCUCAAGAUCCCACCUGGGCUCACCUACUCUCUUCAUGUUCAGAGGGAAAUUCAUUGCCCAUGCUCAUUCACGAGGGGCAAGAGACAAGCCAUGUAUCCAAAGCAGAAACUGUGUCAGUGAGUCUAUCCUGAGUGUUAACACUGUGAGAUGAGCAACCAUGGAUGGAAGCAGCAGCUAGAAGCCAGUUAAAGUAUAUUAAAGAAGCAAUAGUGGUGAUGGGGGCCUUGCAUCAUCAGCUGUAGUUUUUGUUUAGGGAAGGAGAGUGAAGGCCAGCUGGCCAUGAAAGAGAGGACCAAGAGAGUACAGGAAGCACUGGAUUAGGCCUAGCCCAGAACAGUCUGCCCCUUGAGGCAAUGGGACAAGAUAGUGCCUAUUUCUCACCUCAUGUGCAGAAGUAAACUGGGUUGGCGGGUAAAUCUGACUGCAACAUCGCUGAUGUGGCAAUGCCCUCCAUUGCAUCAGUGGCAGCAUGCUAGUUUAAAGGUGUGGUAAGACAGGUUGGGUGGUGUACACAGCUCUGUCCUCCAACAGAAGGGAGUAGUUGGGAGGUGUAGGAGAAACAGUCGGGGGGGGGCAGCCACCUCUGCUCUCUGCCCCUGCUGCCUGAAGUGUCCACCACCCUUUGCGUAAUGGCAAGGCCAGCCUUGCAUAGGAAGUGGCCUUGAGUGUAAGGCCUUUGGUCCAUCUCUCAUGGUAUUGUCAACACUGACUCCAGAUUGCAGCCAGCCCUACCUUGCUGUAGAUGAUGGUUCAGUAUCUGGAUGCCACAUAACUUAACCACCUCAUCCUCAGAAUGCACACCUGUCACCUAGCAGAGUAGAGGACUCUGAGAUUCAUUCUUCAUGUGAAAGCAAGGGGCAGUGUGGUGUACCGGUUAGAGUGCUGGACUGGGACCAGAGAGACCAGACCCAGUUUCAAAUCCCCACUCAGCCCUGAAACUCCCUGAGGGACCUUAGUCUCGUCAUGCACUUUCAGGCUAGUCUACCUCAAAGGGUUGUUAUGUGGAUAAAAACAGGGUUGGGUGGGAUAGAAAUGGCUACAAAUGUAAUAAUAAUAUCCUUCUGGUCCCUGAAACGUUUUUGGUCAGCAGAAGUAAAUAGGAAGCAGAGAAAGUGAGAGUGAGGCAAGGCCAAAGCUCACCAAAAUGGUGUGAUGGUGACAGCCCCUACUAACCACCUGCUGUUACAUGCUAACUGCCUCUGGACAUGGAAGUUCUACUGAGCUCUCAUGGUUAAUAACCAUGGGUAAUAAAUCUGUUCUUUCUGAAGUUGUCGUCACUACAACUUGCCUUAUCUCGAGUCAGACCAUUGGUCCAUCUAAACCAACAUUGUUUAUACUGAUUGGCAGCACCUCUCCAGGGUUUCCGGCAGGGGUCUCUCCCAGCCCCACCUGGAGGUGCCAGGGAUGAACCUGGGACAUUCUGCAUGCAAAGCAGUUGCUUCACCACUGAGCCCUGGUCCUUCCCCUUUGUGAUGGUGAGUUCCAUAGAUUACAUGAUAAAGGAGAUGCAGUUUAAGGCUGAACGUCUGUUAGGCAGGCUUCCCUUCUCUCCCAAAACCCUUGUCAGUAAGAACGUGCUAUCCCCUUGUUUGCUGCAGGUGGCUGGUACACUGGGCCGAGGCUUUCCAGGCUCCAAGAAAAUCUGAUGAUAUUUACUAGCUCUCUGGAAACUUUUGCCCUUUUAUGGGGUAUGUCUGACUUCCCUGGGUGUGCAAGACGGGCAGAGUUGGGAUGCUGGGGGAAACCAGGCCAAUCAGGGCCAUGGCAAACAUUAUGUGGGCGGCAAAGCUGUGACUGGGUCUCCCGACCUUUGCGGUAAACGGGGGUGGCACAUGGUUACUGCCAGAACAGAGGAAAUGUGCCACUCCCCAAAAAAGAGAGGGCAAAAGGUUUGCACAUGCUAAAUUAUGUGUUAUAGAUUCUGAUGUAGAAGUGACUGUUAUAGCUGAAACAGAAAUGCAACACGUCUUGCCAUAGCGGUCUGUUCUGAAAACAGAGGACUGCUUUCUGUAAAGCAGGAUAGCUUAACUGUUAAGCAGCUCUUUUAAGCCAUUUUCAUCAGUUCAGCAGUGUUAGGAGAAAGGUGCUUCGCCUAUGUCUCCUACCCCAGCCUUUUCCAGAGCUGAAGUAUCUGUUAGUCUCACUGGAGAAAUGCAGGGACAAUACAGAUCCCCAUCUUCUCACCACAGCAAGACUGUUAGCAGCUUUCAGAUGGGGAGUGGGAUUUAGAAAAAGGAAACAGCACUUCACCCACUCCAAUAAAAACUGAAACCUUAAAGUAAAACUACAAGAAAAGGGUGAACCCAUCAUAGAUGUCACAUAUCACAUUUGACCUUUUGGGAUGCCUUUUCGGUGGGUGCAACCGACACCCUCUUUAAAGACAUCAUCCUAGAGUUGCAGAAGGAAAGCCCACGGAAUGAAUGGGCACCCCCCACCCCAUUUAAUACCGAUUUGCCAGUUCUGUAGAUAUGCAGUAAGUAAAAACUGGGUGUGGAUGUGGUAAAUUCCAAUUAGGCAGGAAAAAUAAAUUUGGGGUGGCAUUUUGAUGACAACGGCAUUGUGUGCGACAGGGAAGGGGAACCUUUGGCCCUCUAAUAGGUUGUUGGACUGCAACUCCCAUCGUUCUCGACUACAAGUCAUGCUGGCUGGGUCUGAUUGGAGAUGUAGUCCAGCAACAUCCCGAGGGCCAAAGGCUCCUCAUCCCUGGUGCAGGCGCUGCAAACUUGCAUGCAUGAGUCACACUGAGUGCACAAUAAAUUGGAUGUGUCCUCUCUGUCAGUCCAUCUCUCUUUUCCUCCAGUUAAACUGCAGACUUAGGUAUAUGAGGAGAAGAGGGUGGCUGGAGCCGAUGCCACGUUCAGGAGGCUCAGUCCCCCCAAACCAUGUCCUUUCUGCUAUUGGCCCCUCCCACUCAACACCCUAUCCCUGCAAGGGCGGAGAAUGUGGGUUGGCUUCCCCCUGUUGAGUCUUACUUUCCUUUUUCUUUGCAGGCGUUCCUGAGAAGGUGGGCUUUUAUUUCCUGUGCGGAGUCUCAGGAGGCCUGGUGUUCCUCCUCCUCCUCUUUGCACCCAAAGUGGCCUUCCUCCAGGAUUUAAAGGAGGCUUUCAAAGCUGCAGAGCUGAGCGAAAGCUUAGAGCUGGAGACCACCAAGCUGCAGGAUGAGCAGGAUGACGAGAACCACGAUGACAGCUCCUCCGACUCCUCCUUCCGCCGCCUCACUCGCACCUACCGCAACUCCAACAAUAUAUUUGGGCCAGAGCUCACUGCGGCCCUGGAAGGAGCAGCAGACCAUAUGGGCCACGAGGGAGAUGAGAUCUGGAUACCCAAGGAGUCCAGCCCAUAUGCCAUCCACAAAAUUAAGUCUGCUACCAAAUGAGAAAGAAUUUGCCAUGGGAACAAGGUCAGAGCUGUCUGUUGUAAGCUGAGGUGGACUGAGCUCAAUGGCUUCAUAGAAUUAUAGAAUCAUAGAAUCACAGAGUUGAAAAGGAUCCCCAAAAGUCAUUUAGUCCAACCCCCUGCAAUGCAGGAAUCACAUCUAACGAAUCCCUGGCAGAUGACCAUCCAACCUGAAUUAAGAGUCCACCAUCUUCCAAGGUAGUCCGUUCCACUGUUCAACAGCUCUUACUGUCUGAAAGUUCUUCCUAAUGUUUAGUUGGACUCUCCUUUAUUGUAACCUUAAUCUGUUGGUUUGGGUCCUACCCUAUGGAGCAAGCAGAAAACUAGCUUGCUCCUCCUCCUUCCACAUCACAGCCUUAUAGAUAUUUGAAGAUGGCUGUGGUAUCACCCUUCAGUCUUCUCUUCUGUAGGCUGAUCAUACCCAACUCCGUCAACUCCUUACAAUAAAGGAGAUUCAUAAUGUCUCCAGACCCUUUAUCGCUGGGGCUUUGCAAAGUUGGUUUUGUUAUCAUCUUUUUCCAUUCCAAAGUAUUUGGGGCAAGGGAUUAGAAAUGUAAAAUAAGUGAGUAUAUUAUGAGUAGGUCCCCAUUUGCAUCUACAUUUAAAGUAGUGUUAUACCACUUUAAACUGUCAUGGCUUCUCCCUUCCAGAGCUGCAAUUCACAGAGUGGUUUAACAAUCAAUCCUUUUCCCCAGAGAACUUUGGGAGUUGCAGCGCUGUGAGGGGAAUAGGGGGUCUCCUAACAACUCUCAGCACUUGUUAACUACAGUUUCCAGGAUUCUUUCAAUGCCUAGUGCAGAUGGGACCUUAAGUUAGUUAGAUCAGAGAUAGGGAGCCUGUGGUGACCUCCAGAUGUUGUUGUACUAUAACUCCUACCAUCCCUUCCCAUUGGUCAUGCUGGCUGGGGAUGGUGGGAGUUGGAGCAAAGUGAUGCCUUCCAGUUGUUGCUGCACUACAACUCCCAUCAUUCAUGACCACCCCGUGGGCAUUGCUCUGCUCUUAUCAUAUUUCUUUCAUUUUCUGAAUGCCAAACUAGACCAAGUUAGAUAUAGGAGGAAGAACUGCCGGGUCUGCCUGGUUUCAGUGGCCUUCAGCAACACUAUCCAGAGAAACAUCAAUGUGGAAACCUGGUCUUUGUUGUUGUUGUUGUUGUUUUAAAAAAAUACUCUAGCUCAGUAUAUGUAACACCUGGAAGCUGACUUGACAUAAAACUAUGUAAUGUGAGUUUUGAAAACAGGGAGAGGCUGCUGUGUUUAACAGAUUGAUUUGCUCUUCCUACUGCAUUUUUAACCUUAUUUUUCAGAUACGCUCAUGAGCAAAAUCCGGCAGCACCUGCAUCCUUCUCUGGAUGUGUUUAACAGGCCUGAAUGCCAAGAGCUGUAAAUCUGAAAAUAAAAAUAUUUUGCACAAAA
This is a messenger RNA of Podarcis lilfordi (Lilford's wall lizard), 24168 nucleotides long. The record is from the annotation of a GenBank genome assembly. Lineage: Eukaryota; Metazoa; Chordata; Lepidosauria; Squamata; Lacertidae.